Messenger RNA from Cyprinodon tularosa, 2506 nucleotides. Its product is annotated as sodium/potassium-transporting ATPase subunit beta-2-like. Gene Ontology annotation, molecular function: ATPase activator activity. Gene Ontology annotation, cellular component: sodium:potassium-exchanging ATPase complex. Lineage: Eukaryota; Metazoa; Chordata; Actinopteri; Cyprinodontiformes; Cyprinodontidae. Gene Ontology annotation, biological process: intracellular potassium ion homeostasis; potassium ion import across plasma membrane; sodium ion export across plasma membrane. Bases 128 to 994 code for a protein of 288 amino acids. The record is from RefSeq and is a predicted model, not a curated record. The transcript is spliced from 8 exons.
GCUGCGUGACGUCAACGCUGCAGGGUUUAACGCAGCGCCUCCGUGUCCUUCAUCAUCACCUCCAUCCUCAUCAUCCUCGGUCCGAUCGAUACUCGGCAGCAUCUUCAUCCUCUUCAUCCUCAGCGUCAUGUCGGGAUCAAAGGAGGAGCCCCGCCGCGUGUCCGGCGACUGGCGCGAGUUCUUCUGGAACGCGCGCACGCACGAGCUACUGGGACGCACGGCCACGAGCUGGGGUCUGGUCCUGCUCUUCUACCUGGUCUUCUACCUGUUCCUGGCCGGGAUGUUUGCCUUCACCAUGUACAUUAUGCUGCUCACACUGGACGACUACAAACCCACCUGGCAGGACCGCCUGCUCACCCCAGGGAUGAUGAUCCGCCCCAAAGGGGACCAGCUGGAGAUCAGGUACUCUGUAUCGGACACUGAGAGCUGGGAGGACUUUGUCCAGAAUCUCAACACCUUCCUGUCCUCCUACAACGACAGCCACCAGGUCCAGCUGAAUGCCGAUUGUCCCCCUGAUCAGUAUUUCAUCCAGGAGGACAGUGGAGAGGUGAGGAACAAUCCCAAGCGGUCCUGUCAGUUCAACCGGACCAUGCUGGGGGACUGCUCAGGGCUUGAGGACCGUUUCUAUGGUUACAGCAAAGCACAGCCCUGCAUCCUGAUCAAACUGAACCGGGUGAUCGGGAUGCUGCCUGGGAAGGACGGCCAGUCUCCUUAUGUCAGCUGUGGAGCCAAGAACGAGGACAGUGAGAAGAUUGGACCUCUGGCUUAUUUCCCUGAUAACGGAACCUUCAACCUAAUGUACUACCCGUACUACGGGAAGAAGGCCCAGGUGAACUACACUCAGCCUCUGGUGGCCGUGAAGUUCCUAAACGCCUCUCUGAACACUGACAUCAACGUGGAGUGUAAGGUGGUGUCCAACACCCUGCAGGCCGGCAGUGAAAGGGACAGGUUUGCAGGACGGGUUUCCUUCAAGCUGAGGAUCAACAACCAAUAAACUUAGAGAUGCACAAAGACAGAUCCUUCACUGCAAACUCUGAAAUGACUCUGACUGUUUACCUGCCAACUGGGUGAUGCAUUCACUGACCACAUCCAUGAUGCAUUCACUGACCACAUAAAUGAUGUAUUCACUGACUACAUCCACAAUGCAUUCACUGACCACAUAUAUGAUGCAUUAACUGAACACAUCCACAAUGCAUUCACUGACCACACAUAUGAUGCAUUAACUGACUACAUCCACAAUGCAUUCACUGACCACAUAAAUGAUGCAUUCACUGACCACAUCCACGAUGCAUUCACUGACCACACACAAUAUGCAUUCACUGACCAGAUCCACAAUGCAUUCACUGACCAGAUCCACGAUGCAUUCACUGACCACAUCCACGAUGCAUUCACUGACCACAUCCACAAUGCAUUCACUGACCACAUCCACGAUGCAUUCCUGACCACAUCCAUAAUGCAUUCACUGACCACACACAAGAUGCAUUCACUGACUACAUAAAUGAUGCAUUCACUGACUACAUCCACGAUUCAUUCACUGACCACAUAUAUGAUGCAUUCACUGACCACAUCCACAAUGCAUUCACUAAACCACACACAAGAUGCAUUCACUGACCACAUCCACGAUGCAUUCACUGACCACACACAAGAUGCAUUCACUGACCACAUCCACGAUGCAUUCACUGACCACACACAAGAUGCAUUCACUGACCACAUCCACAAUGCAUUCACUGACCGCAUCCACGAUGCAUUCACUGACCACACACAAGAUGCAUUCACUGACCACAUCCACAAUGCAUUCACUGACCGCAUCCACGAUGCAUUCACUGACCGCAUCCACGAUGCAUUCACUAAACCACACACAAGAUGCAUUCACUGACCACAUCCACGAUGCAUUCACUGACCACAUCCACGAUGCAUUCACUGACCACAUCCACGAUGCAUUCACUGACCACAUAAAUGAUGCAUUCACUGACCACAUCCACGAUUCAUUCACUGACCACAUCCACAAUGCAUUCACUAAACCACACACAAGAUGCAUUCACUGACCACAUCCACGAUGCAUUCACUGACCACACACAAGAUGCAUUCACUGACCACAUCCACAAUGCAUUCACUGACCGCAUCCACGAUGCAUUCACUGACCACAUCCACGAUGCAUUUACUGACCACAUCCACAAUGCAUUCACUGACUACAUCCACGAUGCAUUCACUAAACCACACACAAGAUGCAUUCACUGACCACAUCCACGAUGCAUUCACUGACCACAUCCACGAUGCAUUCACUGACCACAUCCACGAUGCAUUCACUGACCACAUAAAUGAUGCAUUCACUGACCACAUCCACGAUUCAUUCACUGACCACAUCCACAAUGCAUUCACUAAACCACACACAAGAUGCAUUCACUGACCACAUCCACGAUGCAUUCACUGACCACACACAAGAUGCAUUCACUGACCACAUCCACAAUGCAUUCACUGACCGCAUCCACGAUGCAUUCACUGACCA